AUGCAGACUCCUUUGAUUAUGCUCUUCGUCUCGAGCGCUGCUGCUCUGGGCAUCAACUGCCGCGGCAGUGGCUUUUGCAGCGUCAACGACGGCUCCAUGAAGACCAUCAAGGACCAAGUCGGCGUCCUCAUCGCCGACGGCGGCCGUGAUAAACGCUUCAAUGGUGGUGGCCCACAGGGAAGCACCUGUGUCUUUUAUCAAGACGGAGCUUCCGGGACGGCCAAGGAUGCCUAUGACCAGCUCCAGAAGCUGCUCGACCACGGCUGCAAUCAGUGCGGCAGCGUACCGACUCAACCCGGCAACGACGUCUCCAAGGGCCAGCUCACGGUCAACUUCGUCAAAAACUCAUGCUGCCAAGGGGACUGCCAUUGUUGA
Molecule: messenger RNA, 375 nt
Organism: Hirsutella rhossiliensis
Lineage: Eukaryota; Fungi; Ascomycota; Sordariomycetes; Hypocreales; Ophiocordycipitaceae
Product: kp4 domain-containing protein
Exons: 2
Coding region: 1-375 (124 amino acids)
Cellular component (GO): extracellular region
Source: RefSeq, a predicted model, not a curated record